This is a messenger RNA of Mucor mucedo, 857 nucleotides long. RefSeq lists its product as uncharacterized. The transcript has 2 exons. Lineage: Eukaryota; Fungi; Mucoromycota; Mucoromycetes; Mucorales; Mucoraceae. The record is from RefSeq and is a predicted model, not a curated record. The coding region runs from base 71 to 661 and encodes 196 amino acids.
UUCUCUUUAUUUCCUUUUUAUCACAAACACACCUUAUCUCUUUUACUUCUUUUAUUACUCUUACAGAACAAUGAACGUGUGUACUACCGAGAUGGAAGGCGUGCGUCGUCAUCGUCACUCGAUGUCCGAGGGCCGUCGUCACAAUAGCAACGCAACCACAACAACCACAACGAGUUCAUAUGAUAAUUACAGUUUUUACACAACAACGUCAAGAAAUUCUUCUUUUGAAGUGAUCUUCUCAAGACUACUCGAUGUGCUUAUUUUUACUUCAGCCAUUGCAAUCACAGCCUACAGUUAUCUGACCGGCACACUUGGUCAACCGUUUGUUGAACCAAAACCAGUACUAGUUGGAUAUCAAAAGAGACCUGUGCCUAUCAUGGCUGAAAAGAGGAAUCAUUACGAUCCUAUUGAAGAAGCCAAAAAGAAGCGUACACAAGAAUGGGCAGAGCAACAAGUGUCGCAAAAGAGAAGGUCCUGUUCAUCGCUGGUAGAAAAGAAGGUUCAACCGCUGCUCUCUGACGGAGAGAUGAAACGCGAAAAGAAGAGAACGCUUUCUUUACCAGAAUCUAAACCCGAUGAAUUAUUAUCACUUGUACAAUCCUUGAUUCAACAAGGGCAAGAUGCUUUGUCUACACCAGUUGCCUACAAUGGUUCCACAUAACUAUAAUAUUCACAAAAAAAAAAAAUACAAACAAAAAAAAACCCAAAAAAAUCAUUCUGUAUAUUUUCUUUUUCUCUUUUUUUUUUUCUUUGCCCAAUCUAUGUUUAUUCUACACACACACACAUACACACACACACACACACACACGCAUGUAUAUCAUUCAAUCAUUCCACCCCUAUUUUUUUUAAUAUUAAAA